AUGGCCGACAGACGCACUGAAAUCGCCAGAAAAAAGGCUCAAAUCGAGCAGCUUCGGAAGGAGCGCAUGCAGAAGGAGAUUGCGAAAAAGGAGGGACCAUCAAAGACGGUUUCACAGACAAGCUCGUAUAGUAGUACAACAGACCCAGAUUCUGUACUUAGAGAGUUUGGUAUUUCCAUUUCUGAUGCUCCACCACAGCAGACAACAGUAAAACAAAGUUCAAGCAUAGCAACAGGUUCUGGGGAGCCACAGACGACUGCAGUGACCCAAGCGAGCCCACACAGACGCAAUAUCCAACUGUCUGUGGUGAAAGUGAAUGAGAUCAACAUCCCACCACGAGAGAAUGUGGCUUACAGCAAAGAAACACAGACCAUUAACCCUGAGCCCCUCGACAAGGAUG
Candidula unifasciata is the source of this 400-nucleotide messenger RNA. Lineage: Eukaryota; Metazoa; Mollusca; Gastropoda; Stylommatophora; Geomitridae. The record is from the annotation of a GenBank genome assembly.